GGUGACGAGCAGAGCUCGGUCCUUUCCGUAUCGUUUCGGCCGCGAGGCGUUGUGGAUGUAAGAAUGCGGUUACCAUAGGGCUGUGGGCAUUGCUGGGCACUCGGCGCGGCGGAGAUAUACGCAAGGAAACGGGGACCCACCGUGUCUGUCGUCCAACUUAGCGGGGCCGUAUCGGGAAUGUGGAAGGAAACUCGAGACGGAGAGGCGACGGUGGAAACGGGGCAGCAGCGUCUGUACAUCCCCCAUCCAUUUUUUCUGGGGAUUUUCUGUCUUUGUGGGGGGGAGAGAGGGAUUGCGAGAGAAGCCAAGGAUUCCCCGGCAGCACCAUGGAGCCACGGCACUGCAGACAACAGUGAAAGGUGACAGUGAAAUGAAAUGCAAAUUGUCUGAGCCGGCACUGUGACCAUCUUCCUGCUGCAAAAGAAGUGAUAAUACUUAACGUCAAGCUCCUCUUUUGUCUGUCAGAUUUGGAGUUUGUGAGGCCAACAACAUCAUCAUGUUCUACGGUUCUUCCUCUGGGGCCAGCAUGUCUCUGCCAUCCAAGAGUCGCCUGAAGCGCCAGAGCAGAACCUUUACACAGGUCCUGUACCGCACUCUGAGCUACAGAGACCGUGUCCCAGCAGAGACGGGGACAAACACUCGAGGGGAUCGGCGCUCCACUACUGAACCCCCAGAGCGGCCAGCGGAUGACCCCGCCGAACUCUCCACUCAGAGCUCAGCCCCAGGGGUGCUGAAGAUCUUUGGAGAUGAGAUCUGUGCCGGUGCCAACUACAAGAGUGUCCUGGCCACGCCCCGCUCUAGUGCUCAGGAACUCGUGAAGGAAGCGCUGGAGCGGUACUCGCUCAGCAAGGAUGCAGCCCGCGUCUAUGUACUGUGUGAUGUGAUCGGACAUCUGGAGGGGGGUGGGGCAUGGAGGACUGAGUGCCUGCGAGCGCUUGGGGACAACGAGAAGCCGCUGUUGCUCCAGGAGCUGUGGAAGCCCCGAGAAGGACAUGCUCGCAGGUUUGAGCUGCGCAGGAGAGCUGAGGUGGACGAACUCAAUGCCAAAGAGAAGGAUACCAUCACUGCUGGGCCCAGAACCCCUCAAUUCUUGGCGGCUCUAAUGGGUCGGUCUGGGCUGGGCAAACACAGGAGCUCCCCCCUGCGGUCUGGUCGGGUGGUACAGUCCAGCUCUAAAGAUAUUAAUGCACAGGCCCGGAAGCUCCAGAGGAACAGGGCUAAGGGGACACUGACCCUGCCCCGCGCCAGCAAUUCAUCCUUCUGCCGCAGCCUCAGCGAAACAAGUCUUAAUCAGCUUGGAGUGGGAGAGGAGCCCAAACGAUAUUAUUCCACCUUGCCAGGGCCACUGAGGGGUCGAGAACGUGAUGGACCCUCCAGCAACCGGAGGAAAGAAGAGGGCAGUCAGGGAACAGGAGGGGUGAGGCACUCUCUCUACCAGUCCCCCCAUCUUCUUCUGCUACAAGGAUUCAAUCGGCAGGACUGCCUGGUUUAUCUUCUGAACAGGGAGCAGCACACAGUGGGUCAGGAAACCCCAUCAGCCCGCCCCAACAUAUGCCUCUUCUCACCUGACAUCCUUCCCCUCCACUGCCGGUUGCGCCGAGUCCCCGCACCACAUCAUCAUACCAACAGCAACAAGGGAGACGAUUUGCCGGAGAGUCACCGUUUCUGUGUUGCUGUUGAGCCUGUACUCAACGCCACUGUGCUGGUGAACUUUUCCCGCUGUGAGCGCACAACGACGCUGCGACAUGGCGACCUUCUCUCCUUUGGAGCUCAUUACAUCUUCCUCUACAAGGACCCCACGGGCGCCAAGCCCCUGCCUGCUCAAACGUUGGCACGGCUACGCACAUUGGGGCAGCUCUAUGAUUCAGGGGUAGAGGAGGGGGAGGAUGGGACUCAAACUUGUAAAAUGUGCGGUUCUGUACUGAAGGACAAAACCGCACAAGUGGUUAGUGUCGCGGCAGUUAGACGUAGCUUCAAGCCACACCUGGUGAAACCUCGCGGUGUUGGGAUGGUGUCAGGAGGUGAAACGGCAGCACGAGGAGGAGGUCAAAAAAGAAAGCUACAGCUGGAGUUUGACCAAGCUCAUGAGGACCAGCUGUUGAAUAGAAUCGUCUCUCUCAUUGAACCUGGAGGAGACGACCAUAAGCUGACGCCUGCCUACCUACUGUGUCUGUGUAUACAACACUCUGCAUCAACCUUCCCUCCUGGCAGCUUUGGCAAACUGCUGCUGAAGAUUGUCCGUCGAAUCCAAACCAUUGCAUGGGAGAAGACAAAGGAGCUGGCUCAGAAGCAAGCUCAGCAUCAGGACCCAGCCUCCUUGUCUUUACUCAGCAUCUCAGACCUGAUCCCAGACUUGCAGACCAUCUUCUUCUGGAUGUCAAACUCAAUUGAGAUCCUCUACUUUAUCCAGCAAAGGGCGCCAGCCUACACACACAGCAUAGAGGCGCUGCAAGGGUCAAAGGAGUCGUUGUUAUCGGCGACCAUAACAGCCAAUGAAGAGGCUAUGACUAUCUUGGAAGAAGUGAUCAUGUACACAUUCCAGCAGUGUGUUUAUUAUAUCACUAAGGCUCUUUAUGUGGUGUUGCCUGGUUUAUUAGACUGUAAUCCAUUCCCAGUCGACAGCUCUGAACCCUGCUGGAAAGGAGGUGUCGGGUUUCCUGAACCUGUCCGCAGAGUCCUGCAGGUUUUUCAGAGUGCACAGGAGCUACUGCACGGUUACCUGGUUCACCCGGAGAUCCAGGCUCAGAUGUUUGCUUACCUCUUCUUCUUCUCCAAUGUUUCACUACUUAACCAGUUACUGGACAAAGGUCCAGCCCGGGGUUGGUUCCAGCGUUCAAAGUCGCUGCAAAUCCAGGCGUGUUUGCGAAUGCUGAUGGAAUGGGCAACCAAGUCCGGUCUGGGGCAUCUGGCUGAAAAGUUCUUCACCAAACUCAACAGUACUGUGUCCAUAGUGGCCAUGCCCCCACAGCAGCUCACACAGUUGAGUUGGCGAGUGUUGUCCAGUGAGCACCCAUCUCUGAAACCAGUCCAGCUCCACAGGAUCCUCACCCAGUACCAGCUGACAGCAGAGAUAGGUCCUGUCCCAAUAUGGCAGCCCAGCAGUGAGGAUGAGGCUUAUAUCUAUAGAUCAGUUGACCUCCUGGAAAGCUUUGAGAACCACCCGCCCAUCGUCCUGCCCAGCUCAGGGUUCAGAGUGGACCUGGACAACGAGUGUGUGGAGGACAGCAUCUACAGACAGCUGCUCUAUGUGCGUCACUACCUGUGGGGUCUGAGGACCAAGACGCAAACUCACACCACCACUCCCAGUGUGCACACACAGUCCAAUGGAACCAACACAGCCGACUGGCCGGACGUCCAGAGGGAGCUGCUACCUCCGGCCCACAGCAGCCCCCGCUCUGGGGGGGGCGCCGGGGAUGAGACAGCAGCAGAGGAGAGGGGACGAGACCGGCCACCGGGCCAGACACAAACCCACAGCCUCAGAAGGAACGGAACCAUUCACCAUCCUCGUGCAGCAAAUCCGGACCCAUCCUGCCUCCUGACCCCACCCAACACCCCCCUGUACCCAGAGGGGGGAGGUGUAGCGGGGUCCAUUCUCUGCACCAGCAUUCAGACUAAUGGCUGCUCAGCCAGAACCCUAGCAGAAUGUAAAAAGACCAACGGACUCCUCACAAAUGGACUGGAAGGAUGUAUUAGUGGCUGUGAGUUUCCUUUCCCUGUCUCCUCCCCCGGCGCUCCUUCCCUUGCUGAUGAUUUGUGUGUGGUGUUUGUAGUGGAACUCGACAAGGGACCCUACGGACUGGGAAUGGGACUCAUUGAUGGCCUGCACACCCCUCUUAAUGCUCCCGGUAUUUACAUCCGGACCCUGAUCCCCGAUGGGCCGGCUGCAUCCGACGGCAGGCUGAGGAUCGGCGACCGCAUCCUGGCAGUGAAUGGGACCAGUCUGAUCGGAGCCGACUACCAGAGCGCGGUGGAUCUGAUUCGUCUGGGAGGGGGUCGACUGCGUUUCCUGGUAGCCAAGUCAGACCCCGAGGUCUCAGAGAAGAUCAGUGCCUCGUCCUGCUGACCACUGCCCCACUAGCACCAUGCUGCUGACACGUGCAAAGCUCAGCAGGGUUCACACAACUAUGGCUUACAUGUAUCAGACUGGGAAUCCUGAGUUUGUAAAAUAGCAUCAGGUUCAUUAAUCAUCACCAGGCAGCCUGGUGUUUAAAGCACAGAAGAAUUAUCCUCAAUGUGUGGAAUAUUUCCAGCUCUAAUUCCAGAUGGAAAUAGCUUGAUUCAUUGCUCAGCUGUCGCUCGGAAGCAUCCAUUUGUAAAACUGGAGAGACAUCCUUCUGUUUAUGUCAAAGCAUUUGAUGACGUGCUUUUGGAAAGGAAUGUUUUAUAAAGUUGUUUGUUAGGAGUUCUUGACACCAUUAAACUUUUGUGAUUGAAUGUUUACUUUUUGUACCAGGCUUUGGAUGUAAAACACCUGGCUGAGGGCCUGAAUGUGAGGAGCUCCACUCCUGGUGGAAACGUUGAGCUUCAGGUCCUCAGUGCCGCUCUGUUCACACUGUAAAUAGUUAUAAAUAUUUUAUCAGCUAGAUGAACAACAGAAAGCAAUUUGGGAUUUAUUCCUGUUUGUGAGGAGAAAAAAAACAAAGACCUAUUGAUGGAAAAUGUUUUAUGGAA
This is a messenger RNA of Poecilia reticulata (guppy), 4671 nucleotides long. The record is from RefSeq and is a predicted model, not a curated record. NCBI's taxonomy places the organism in Eukaryota, Metazoa, Chordata, Actinopteri, Cyprinodontiformes, Poeciliidae.